AUGGGACACCAGGACAGCUAUGGGACACCAGGACAGCUAUGGGACACCAGGACAGCUAUGGGACACCAGGACAGCUAUGGGACACCAGGAGAGCUAUGGGACACCAGGACAGCUAUGGGACACCAGGAGAGCUAUGGGACACCAGGACAGCUAUGGGACACCAGGAGAGCUAUGGGACACCAGGACAGCUAUGGGACACCAGGACAGCUAUGGGACACCAGGACAGCUAUGGGACACCAGGACAGCUAUGGGACACCAGGAGAGCUAUGGGACACCAGGAGAGCUAUGGGACACCAGGACAGCUAUGGGACACCAGGAGAGCUAUGGGACACCAGGACAGCUAUGGGACACCAGGAGAGCUAUGGGACACCAGGACGGCUAUGGGACACCAGGACGGCUAUGGGACACCAGGACAGCUAUGGGACACCAGGACAGCUAUGGGACACCAGGACAGCUAUGGGACACCAGGACAGCUAUGGGACACCAGGACAGCUAUGGGACACCAGGACAGCUAUGGGACACCAGGAGAGCUAUGGGACACCAGGAGAGCUAUGGGACACCAGGACAGCUAUGGGACACCAGGAGAGCUACGGGACACCAGGACAGCUAUGGGACACCAGGAGAGCUAUGGGACACCAGGACGGCUAUGGGACACCAGGACGGCUAUGGGACACCAGGACAGCUAUGGGACACCAGGACAGCUAUGGGACACCAGGAGAGCUAUGGGACACCAAGACGGCUAUGGGACACCAGGACGGCUAUGGGACACCAGGACGGCUAUGGGACACCAGGACAGCUAUGGGACACCAGGACAGCUAUGGGACACCAGGAGAGCUAUGGGACACCAGGACGGCUAUGGGACACCAGGACAGCUAUGGGACACCAGGACAGCUAUGGGACACCAGGAGAGCUAUGGGACACCAGGACAGCUAUGGGACACCAGGAGAGCUAUGGGACACCAGGACAGCUAUGGGACACCAGGACAGCUAUGGGACACCAGGAGAGCUAUGGGACACCAGGACAGCUAUGGGACACCAGGACAGCUAUGGGACACCAGGACGGCUAUGGGACACCAGGAGAGCUAUGGGACACCAGGACAGCUAUGGGACACCAGGACAGCAGCUAUGGGACACCAGGACAGCUAUGGGACACCAGGACGGCUAUGGGACACCAGGACGGCUAUGGGACACCAGGACGGCUAUGGGACACCAAGACGGCUAUGGGACACCAGGACGGCUAUGGGACACCAGGACGGCUAUGGGACACCAGGACAGCUAUGGGACACCAGGAGAGCUAUGGGACACCAGGACAGCUAUGGGACACCAGGACGGCUAUGGGACACCAGGACGGCUAUGGGACACCAGGACGGCUAUGGGACACCAGGACGGCUAUGGGACACCAGGACGGCUAUGGGACACCAGGACGGCUAUGGGACACCAGGACGGCUAUGGGACACCAGGACGGCUAUGGGACACCAGGACAGCUAUGGGACACCAGGACAGCUAUGGGACACCAGGACAGCUAUGGGACACCAGGACAGCUAUGGGACACCAGGACAGCUAUGGGACACCAGGACAGCUAUGGGACACCAGGACGGCUAUGGGACACCAGGACGGCUAUGGGACACCAGGACAGCUAUGGGACACCAGGACAGCUAUGGGACACCAGGACAGCUAUGGGACACCAGGAGAGCUAUGGGACACCAGGACAGCUAUGGGACACCAGGACGGCUAUGGGACACCAGGACGGCUAUGGGACACCAGGACGGCUAUGGGACACCAGGACAGCUAUGGGACACCAGGAGAGCUAUGGGACACCAGGACAGCUAUGGGACACCAGGACUGCUAUGGGACACCAGGACGGCUAUGGGACACCAGGACGGCUAUGGGACACCAGGACGGCUAUGGGACACCAGGACAGCUAUGGGACACCAGGACGGCUAUGGGACACCAGGACGGCUAUGGGACACCAGGACAGCUAUGGGACACCAGGACGGCUAUGGGACACCAGGACGGCUAUGGGACACCAGGACGGCUAUGGGACACCAGGACAGCUAUGGGACACCAGGACAGCUAUGGGACACCAGGACGGCUAUGGGACACCAGGACGGCUAUGGGACACCAGGACAGCUAUGGGACACCAGGACAGCUAUGGGACACCAGGAGAGCUAUGGGACACCAGGACGGCUAUGGGACACCAGGACGGCUAUGGGACACCAGGACAGCUAUGGGACACCAGGACAGCUAUGGGACACCAGGAGAGCUAUGGGACACCAAGACGGCUAUGGGACACCAGGACGGCUAUGGGACACCAGGACGGCUAUGGGACACCAGGACGGCUAUGGGACACCAGGACAGCUAUGGGACACCAGGAGAGCUAUGGGACACCAGGACGGCUAUGGGACACCAGGACAGCUAUGGGACACCAGGACAGCUAUGGGACACCAGGAGAGCUAUGGGACACCAGGACAGCUAUGGGACACCAGGACAGCUAUGGGACACCAGGAGAGCUAUGGGACACCAGGACAGCUAUGGGACACCAGGAGAGCUAUGGGACACCAGGAGAGCUAUGGGACACCAGGACGGCUAUGGGACACCAGGACGGCUAUGGGACACCAGGACAGCUAUGGGACACCAGGACAGCUAUGGGACACCAGGAGAGCUAUGGGACACCAAGACGGCUAUGGGACACCAGGACGGCUAUGGGACACCAGGACGGCUAUGGGACACCAGGACGGCUAUGGGACACCAGGACAGCUAUGGGACACCAGGAGAGCUAUGGGACACCAGGACAGCUAUGGGACACCAGGACGGCUAUGGGACACCAGGACGGCUAUGGGACACCAGGACAGCUAUGGGACACCAGGACAGCUAUGGGACACCAGGAGAGCUAUGGGACACCAGGACGGCUAUGGGACACCAGGACGGCUAUGGGACACCAGGACAGCUAUGGGACACCAGGACAGCUAUGGGACACCAGGAGAGCUAUGGGACACCAAGACGGCUAUGGGACACCAGGACGGCUAUGGGACACCAGGACGGCUAUGGGACACCAGGACGGCUAUGGGACACCAGGACAGCUAUGGGACACCAGGAGAGCUAUGGGACACCAGGACGGCUAUGGGACACCAGGACAGCUAUGGGACACCAGGACAGCUAUGGGACACCAGGAGAGCUAUGGGACACCAGGACAGCUAUGGGACACCAGGACAGCUAUGGGACACCAGGAGAGCUAUGGGACACCAGGACAGCUAUGGGACACCAGGAGAGCUAUGGGACACCAGGACAGCUAUGGGACACCAGGACAGCUAUGGGACACCAGGACGGCUAUGGGACACCAGGAGAGCUAUGGGACACCCGGACAGCUAUGGGACACCAGGACAGCUAUGGGACACCAGGACAGCUAUGGGACACCAGGACGGCUAUGGGACACCAGGACGGCUAUGGGACACCAGGACGGCUAUGGGACACCAGGACGGCUAUGGGACACCAAGACGGCUAUGGGACACCAGGACAGCUAUGGGACACCAGGACAGCUAUGGGACACCAGGACAGCUGA
Messenger RNA from Knipowitschia caucasica, 3558 nucleotides. The record is from the annotation of a GenBank genome assembly. NCBI's taxonomy places the organism in Eukaryota, Metazoa, Chordata, Actinopteri, Gobiiformes, Gobiidae.